UUCAACAUGAUUCUUAAAAUUCAUUUGACACACUACGUAAUAGUGGUGGUGUUUUUGUCCCGUGCCUGAUAUGGUGUACCAAUCGGACUGAGAGAAUUUCCGCUUCACUUUAACUCUCUGUGACAGCAGGGUUAAGCUCUAUCUACUUUUUAAUCAAGAAGUCAAUAGCACUUUUCAAAUCAUCCUCCACAUCUCGACGCGUCACGCUCCGACAGCAAUGUGCGCGCACCUGUCAAGAUGUUCAAACAUAAACAGAGAAAUUGAAACAAAUGCAACACUAGUAAAACAUUUCUCAGGUAUUAAGACAAUUUUUGAAAUGCUGUGCUGAAAUUAUAGAGGGAAUUCUUAUGAUUGGUGCCGAUAAUAAUUUUCACUGAUAUGAUAUGAGGAACGGCUUGUGAAAAAAUAAAUCAUGGGUACGGACAAUGCUGAAUUUUGGGAGCGAUGACCACAAAAAGAACUCUUAACAUCACUUUUUAAUAAGACUUAUUCUUAAUGUCAACCUCCCUGAUUGGCUAUGACGUUUUCUGAGAGCACCAUGGACUACCUGAUCAGUUUGUGUGAAGAGCUCUAUAAUGCCACCUGCAGCGACUCUCAGCUACGACAUCUUAUCCGGGCACUUCAUGCCAUCAAGUACAACACAACUGGUGCAGGGCCUCCUUUUGAUAUUUGGCGGUUUCUUGAACUGUACAUGUACCCGCGGCGGGAUAGUCUUGCUGUCGUUAUACCAAUCACAAUCAUCUACAGCAUUCUCCUCGUUACCGGUGUCCUUGGCAACCUUUGCACGUGCGUUGUUAUCGCUAGAAACAAGUUCAUGCACACAGCCACGAACUUUUACUUGUUUAACCUUGCCAUAGCUGACCUUUUAUUGCUAGUGAUUGGUCUUCCCCCUGAUUUAUAUUCCGUCUGGUCGCUCUACCCUUGGGUGUUUGGAGAAACAUUGUGUGUCAUGCGCGCGUUUGUCUGUGAAAUAUCCACUAAUACGUCCAUUCUCACCAUCACAGCUUUCACCAUUGAGCGGUAUGUCGCUAUUUGCUUCCCGAUGAAGGCUCAGAAGAUGUCCAGCCUUGCGCGUGCAGCCAGAGUGAUUGUCUGCGUUUGGAUAGUAGCGGUGUGUACCGCCAUUCCAAUCGCCAACCAAUAUGGCGUGGUGAAAAUGAAGGACCCCAGGAAUAGGACGAUCGACGAGUCGGCGAUGUGCACGUAUAAACACGCACCCAUCACAGGCUGGUUCCUCGCCUCUACCUGCUUGUUUUUCAUCGUCCCGAUGAUUUUUAUCAGCGUCCUGUACAGCUUGAUUGCUGCUGCCAUACAUCGAUCUACCAUUGACGCCCCUAAGAUACAUAGAUCCUCCUCUGAUGCCUCAAAAACGUCAAAAGAACAAGUAACCUGUUUACGAGAUAGCAAGGGGCGUCCUGACGCCAACGUACAGCUACAGGCACGGGCCAGACGCUCUGUCCUUAAAAUGCUUGUGGCAGUAGUUGUGGCCUUCUUUGUCUGUUGGGCACCAUUUCACGCCGAGCGGAUGAUGUCGGUUUCUAUCAGUGUAUGGACCGCUCCACUUCUUCGGAUCUACAGAACUCUAUUUUAUGUGUCAGGAAUUUUCUAUUUUAUAAACUGCACCGUCAAUCCGGUUCUCUACAGCGUCAUGUCUUUCAAAUUCAGACAAGGUUUGCGAGAAACCAUCCUUAAAUCAAAGUGUUGUCGAAGACCAAUAAAGUUAAGAAAGAAACUCCCGUUCUCCAAAUUGUUACCAGCCAACAGCCACACAGAAACGGCAUACACUUCAAUGCCGCCUCGUUUUAAUAACACGACGGGGCGGAAGUUACAAGAGCACGAGCUCAUUCCCCAAAACGAGGCUCAAACCUCCGGAAGUCAUAGUCCAGCACCAUCGAUAAGUGGAAGUAGUCUGAAAUCGACUGACGGAAUGAGUCAAGAGGAAGACUUACAACAGGUGCUUUUACAGAUUAACGUUAUCGAGAGACAGUUUAAAAACGAGAUCAGUCUUAACUCGGCAGGAAAAUCUUGUACUGUAGAGGGUCUAAUGGAGGUUCAGUUCUGAAGUUUCUUUUUGGGACGGAGUGGAAAACAUUUAUGAACAGUUUCCAGUGUUUUUCUGUCUAUUUUUUUCCUUACAAUGACCUUGCUUUGUAAUAUUGUUGGAAUAAAAUGUCUUGUUUGUUGUUAC
Saccostrea cuccullata (small rock oyster) is the source of this 2188-nucleotide messenger RNA. RefSeq names its product pyrokinin-1 receptor-like. Gene Ontology annotation, cellular component: plasma membrane. Gene Ontology annotation, biological process: neuropeptide signaling pathway. The record is from RefSeq and is a predicted model, not a curated record. The transcript has 3 exons. NCBI's taxonomy places the organism in Eukaryota, Metazoa, Mollusca, Bivalvia, Ostreida, Ostreidae. Gene Ontology annotation, molecular function: neuromedin U receptor activity. The coding region runs from base 518 to 2062 and encodes 514 amino acids.